UCUUUUGUUUUGAAAAAAUAAACCUAAUGUAUACAGUCUCUGGGGUCGCUCCUCCCGUCGAAUUCUCUCCCUCUCUCGGCUGAUCUCCCUCCCUCAACCUCACCGUGUACGCCGCCCCCCGCCGUCGACCUCUCCGUUUUCGCCGCCGCCGGCCCCUCGGCCACCCUCACUCGUUGCCGACCCCGCCUCAACCUCCCUCUAAUUCUUUCUGAUUUGAAACAUUUCCAAACUCAAGGUUUCAAGCAGAGGGAUUUCAUUUCUCUGGUGAAUUUUCAUUCGAGCUAGCAAUUUCGUGAUCAUGGUUGGUUGGCAGAGAUAUAUACGAUCCAUGCUUGGUCAUGUGCAAAAGAGAGUGGAAUCGAGUUACAGUUUAGCUGCCAACUCUAGUUAUCGUUUGCAAUCCUCUCUUUCAUAUGGGGAAUUGCCUUAUUUACAGAGACUUUUGAAGCCAUCCUCUGCAGGCAUUGUACAACCUGAUUUUCGGUGUCUCCAACAGAUGGGAAUUUCCAGCUCAAGGAUGUUAUUAGCAGAUAAAUCUGAGGAAGCAGUCUCAUCUCCUCUGACCUCUGCUUUGGCUUUAAGCAGCGGAAAAGAUGGAGAUCAAAAAGACCAAAAAGUAGUCUGUAAACCUUCCAAAGUCCAAGCUAUAUUAAAGGGAAUCAAACAGAGUCCCAAAAAAGUCAACUUGGUUGCUGCUUUAGUUCGAGGCAUGCGAGUUGAAGAUGCACUAAUGCAGUUACAAUUAACUGUGAAGCGAGCUUCAAAAACUGUUUAUCAGGUUAUCCACUCAGCCAAAGCAAAUGCAACCCACAACCAUGGAAUGGAUGCCGAUCGGCUCCUUAUUGCUGAAGCAUUUGUGGGUAAGGGAUUCUUUAUGAAAAGAUUAUCAUAUCAUGCUAAAGGAAAAUGUGGAAUCAAAGUUAGACCAGAAUGCCGACUAACUGUUGUUCUUAGGGAGACAACACCUGAAGAAGAGGCAGAGAUAGCAAAGCUUAAAGUUAGCAAUUUCCGCAAGCUUACCAAGCGUGAAAACCGACUUGUACCUCAUAAGCUUAUUGAAACAACACCUAUCUGGAACCGGAAGGGCAAAGCCAAAACGAAUGCAGAAUGUUGAAAGGCUGCGUAGUAUAUGAUAAUAACUGGCUUCCAGUUGAGUUUCCUUAUCUCUUUCUACCAUUGCAUUGUUACUUUCACGUCCUUUGUUCUAGACAAGUUAGGCAGGAAAAGGGAUUUUAAUGUGGUAGAAUGCCCUCAGUUAAGGAUAAAAUGUUCUUUAAUGACAUUUUUGAUUCAUUUACCUAGCUUGUUUUUAUAGAUUCCUUGAUCUCUUUUCUUCGUCCAUUUCAAUUAUGAGAUCUCCAAGAAGGAUUCGUACUUCAUAUCUAAGGCAAGUUGUAAUCUUCAUCAUUCUCUUUGAUAUGGCUGGUUUAGAAGCUUCUGCAUUGCCAGUUUGUUUGGAGGUGAUUUUUUAUUCCUCAAUUAGUGCCGAGUCGGUUUGAUUUGGCGUCAGCUUCAAGUCUCUCCCUCCCAUUCAUGACUCUAAAACUUCUGAGUUGAAAAUUUGGCCCUUUGUUGGCAGUUCUCCAUCUCAAGCAAUUCUUUUUGCAACAUUUUAUGCAUUCGUCUAUUGGAGGGAUCUUUUUUGUGUUUGAAAUAUAUGCAGCUGUGUUAUAUUCUCAGAUAAUUUUCAA
This is a messenger RNA of Benincasa hispida (wax gourd), 1691 nucleotides long. RefSeq lists its product as uncharacterized. Gene Ontology annotation, biological process: translation. Gene Ontology annotation, molecular function: structural constituent of ribosome. NCBI's taxonomy places the organism in Eukaryota, Viridiplantae, Streptophyta, Magnoliopsida, Cucurbitales, Cucurbitaceae. The record is from RefSeq and is a predicted model, not a curated record. Gene Ontology annotation, cellular component: mitochondrial large ribosomal subunit; ribosome.